AUGCAGCCCACCGGGAUCCUCAUCACUGCCAUGACCGUGGCUACGGCCCUCGCAGCCGGGGCCAGGUUCGACGAGCUGACCUACGGGGUGUGCCAGGCGAUAUGCACCAGACAGGCCCUGACCUGCUACGACGACGCGGGUGUCACGGUUGGCAGCAAGAAUGCAUACGGCUCGGCGGCCAAUGUCACGGCGUGCAACGUGACUCUGGACACUUGCGGACUCGUGUGUGCCAUGGUUGCGAGUGGCGGGUGUGAUUCAAGUGAGUGCUGCUAG
Molecule: messenger RNA, 273 nt
Organism: Diaporthe batatas
Lineage: Eukaryota; Fungi; Ascomycota; Sordariomycetes; Diaporthales; Diaporthaceae
Exons: 1
Coding region: 1-273 (90 amino acids)
Source: RefSeq, a predicted model, not a curated record